AUGCUGCAAGUUCCGCUCCCAUGGUGGGAUGCUGGUGGUCAAGGUGGACCACGGCCUCGCUCGGCCCACGAGGGUGCCAGGACAUCGCCGGCGCGUGCUGGUCGCAAGGAACGGCCACGAACUGCCGCGGCGGGGAGCAGCAGCAGGAACCCGCGGUCCACCUCGGGCGCCCGGCAUGGAGGGCUCCGCGACCCCAACCCGGAGAGGGACUGCCGCCCCGCUUUCGAGCGCCUGCAUGCGGACCACGCGGAGCGGCAGCAGCGGCGCGAUGGCCUCCAGGGCGCGGAGACGCGGGAGACCCGGCAGCAGCGGAUCAGGAGGCAGCUCGAGGCCCCGCUGCCUGAGGCGGGCCCCGACUUCGAGCGCCUCCACUCCGAGUUCUACCGGAGGGAGGAACGGCUCCAACGGAUGCGGGAGGAGGCAGACCGGCAGCUGGCCCAGCAGGCGGUGGAGGUGCGCGGCGGAGGGCCGGCGGACACCGACCGCAUGUACGCCCGGCACGCGGAGCACCUGGAGAGGCUGGAGUGGAAGAGGCAGGAGGCGGAACUGGCGCGGGCUGCCGAGGAGCGCGAGCUUCUGGGCGUGACCGUCCGAGGGGGCUUCGAGGAGGAGGUAGACGUCGCCUGCAGCCGGCUGCACAACGACGCGGCGCUCAGGUGGGAGCGCCUGGAGCUCAGGAGGCAGGCGAUCGAGGAGGCGGAGCUGAUGGAGCUCAGUGGUGGCUGCAGCAGGCUCGUGUACACCUCCAUGCCCAGCAGCCGGUCCAGCCUGGACUCGGGCGGGCAGCCUCGCUGGCAGCAGCUGUACGAGUCCGCCCGGCAGCGCGACGAGCGGCUGGCGCAGGAGCAGAUGCUGGCCGCUGUUGAGGAGGAGCAGUUCCUUCAGAACGUGAGCAUUCACCAGACAGGCAGCCAGGAGGCGCAGGCGCGGGCCUGCGCGCGCCUGUACCAGGACGGCCAUGCGCGCGAGCAGCGGCAGCAGCUGCUGCGGCAUCGCCGCGCCGUGGACGAGGCCGAGGACCUUGCCGACGGCUGGGUGCACUACCGCGCAGAGGAAGCCGAGGCCGUGGCGGAGGUUGCGGCCAACCGCUUGUACCAGGACUGGAAGACACGGGCGGAGAAGGAGCAGUGCCGAGCGCAGCGUGCGCUGGACUCGCAGCCGCGGCCCCUCGCCACGCCCAGCGGUGACCACGGCCGCCGGCUGCAGGCGCUGUACGAGGACGCGGGCCGCCGGGAGGAGCAGCGGCAGCGCAGGAGGGAGCAGCUGGAGGAGGAGGAGCUGGAGCAGCUGCGCCUGGAGUCCGUCCACGCUGGGGCCGCGGCCCGCGGCGCCGACAGGAGAGCCUGGAGGCGUGAGGAGGCCGAGACUGUCUUCGAGCGCCUGUCCGUUUUCCGGGGCGCCAGAGCUCCGCCUUCCGCCCGGCCCUCCUCGCAGCGGGCCCCCUCGGGGCGCGGAGCCCGGCGCGCCGCGGGAGCUUCGCCGCGGACCACGCCGCGGAGCGGUGCCUCGCCACGGCCCACGUCGCAGGGGGGCCAGGCACGCACGCCUGCGGCGACCUCGGGUGGCCCUGCGCGGCGGAGCUGGCCGCCGCAGGCGCCGGGCGAGGAGGAGGGCGCAGCCGAGCCCGGGGGGGCGGACGCCGGCAAGCCAGUGGGCACGGGCGCCGCGGACGACGAGUCGCAGCCGGCGCCGCCUGCCGAGCCGCUGGCGCAUGCGCAGGGCACCGACUCUGCGCCUCCGCGGGGCGCGCCGCCGCGCGCGCGGGCCAGCACCAGCGCCGUGCGGAGCUACCCUGCCAGCGGUGCCGGCGCCGCUCCGAGCAGGGAGGCGGCGCGGGCGGCCAGGUCGGCCACUCCGCCAGCCGCGCGGCGCCGGCCGACGGCCGACGAGCUCUGCGACGACGGCGGCCUCUUCGAGAGGUCGGUGCCGCUCAAGGCACGCGGGGCCCCCUCGACGCUCGCUCACGGGCAGGGGUUGGAUCCGUGGCUGGUCUGCCAGCUGGUGGAGGAGGGCGCCGGGCUGGCCUGCCCCGAGCGGGCGGUCGGCGGGCGCGCGCGGCGCCGCUAG
Messenger RNA from Prorocentrum cordatum, 2067 nucleotides. The record is from the annotation of a GenBank genome assembly. NCBI's taxonomy places the organism in Eukaryota, Dinophyceae, Prorocentrales, Prorocentraceae.